GAUACUAAGUUGUCUUUGAAUGAUUGGAGUUUCUUUUUUUCUUGUGAGACUUGGUAGUAGAGACAAAUUUCAACUAUGGCUUCUUUUACUGAUCUUUCUGGUAUCUUUUCUUUGAUUACUUUACCAACUGAGAGGAUUUUUUUGAGUGGGUUGACAAUGUACGUGAUAGAGAGCAAAGGAGGUGCCAUCGUAUGCAUGCUACUUGCCUUGUUCUUCUUGGGAACAUGGCCUGCAAUCAUGACCCUCCUGGAAAGACGAGGACGGCUUCCACAGCAUACUUACCUCGAUUAUUCAAUCACUAAUCUCUUGGCUGCUGUGAUUAUUGCUUUAUCAUUUGGUGAGAUAGGCAAGAGCACACCUGAGACACCAAAUUUUCUAGUUCAGCUCUCUCAAGAUAAUUGGCCCUCUGUUUUGUUUGCAAUGGCAGGAGGGAUAGUCCUCAGCCUUGGAAAUCUCUCCACUCAGUAUGCUUGGGCUUUUGUUGGUUUAUCAGUUACAGAAGUAAUCACUUCAAGUAUAACAGUUGUUAUAGGUACAACCAUGAAUUACUUUUUGGAUGACAAAAUUAAUAGAGCUGAGAUCCUCUUCCCUGGUGUGGCAUGCUUCUUGAUUGCUGUUUGUCUUGGAUCUGCUGUUCACUCAUCCAAUGCAGCUGAUAAUAAAACAAAGCUUAAAACUUUGUCAAGUGACCAGAAAGCUGAAGUGAAGUAUGUUUCUUUUGGUUAUUGCCAACCUUUUGACAGGGAUUCACAUAUUUCCACAUUUCCAGAUAAAGAUGUGGAGGAUGGAAUUGCUUCUACUGAGAAGGCAAAGGCUGGAACUGCAGAUUUCCUUGUACAGCUUGAGAAAAGAAGAGCAAUUAAGGUGUUUGGGAAAGGCACUUUCAUUGGACUAGCUAUAACGUUCUUUGCUGGAAUUUGCUUCUCUCUGUUUUCACCAGCAUUCAACUUGGCAACAAAUGAUCAGUGGAAAACUUUGAAGGAAGGGGUUCCUCACUUGGCUGUCUAUACUGCAUUUUUCUACUUCUCGGUGUCCUGUUUCGUCAUUGCUAUAAUUCUAAACGUCACUUUCCUAUACCGCCCUGUGCUGAAUUUACCCAGAACAUCAUUCACGGCUUACGUGAAUGAUUGGAAUGGCAGAGGCUGGGCACUAUUGGCUGGUCUCCUGUGUGGCUUUGGCAAUGGUCUCCAGUUUAUGGGAGGUCAAGCCGCAGGGUAUGCAGCAGCAGAUGCUGUUCAGGCCCUUCCCCUAGUAAGCACCUUUUGGGGAAUCCUUUUGUUUGGGGAAUAUCGAAGAUCGUCAAGACGAACAUAUAUAUUACUUGUCAGUAUGUUGUUUAUGUUCAUAGUGGCUGUUGCGAUUCUUAUGGCAUCAUCAGGGCAUCGAAAAUGAGUAAUCGCCUGCAAUGAUUGUCUUUACAAUUGUAUGAAGUAUUCAAUUAUAAAUACAGACAAUAAAUUUUGUACACACCAGGCAAGUGGUGCAGCUGAUUGGUUGAGAUGUACAAUAUUUAUUAGGUGCUUCCAAAUAUUCCAAAACCAAAACAGUCAUAUUGUUUCCAUAAUCUGAAUUUCCAAAAUAUGUAUUUUGACCUCA
Messenger RNA from Ziziphus jujuba (common jujube), 1596 nucleotides. RefSeq names its product ureide permease 1. The transcript is spliced from 8 exons. Gene Ontology annotation, cellular component: membrane. Gene Ontology annotation, molecular function: allantoin:proton symporter activity; uracil:monoatomic cation symporter activity. Gene Ontology annotation, biological process: nitrogen compound transport. NCBI's taxonomy places the organism in Eukaryota, Viridiplantae, Streptophyta, Magnoliopsida, Rosales, Rhamnaceae. The record is from RefSeq and is a predicted model, not a curated record. The coding region runs from base 76 to 1392 and encodes 438 amino acids.